Messenger RNA from Erpetoichthys calabaricus (reedfish), 2547 nucleotides. Its product is annotated as extracellular calcium-sensing receptor-like. Gene Ontology annotation, molecular function: G protein-coupled receptor activity. The transcript has 7 exons. The record is from RefSeq and is a predicted model, not a curated record. Gene Ontology annotation, cellular component: membrane. Gene Ontology annotation, biological process: G protein-coupled receptor signaling pathway. Lineage: Eukaryota; Metazoa; Chordata; Cladistia; Polypteriformes; Polypteridae. The coding region runs from base 1 to 2547 and encodes 848 amino acids.
AUGGCAGAAGAGCCUCUUUGCAAGUUAGGAGGAAAAACUGAAUUCUUAAAGUUCUCAAAAGAUGGAGAUGUUAUUAUAGGAGGCAUUUUUUCUUUCCACAAUAACCCAGUAGAUGCUAGUCUGUCAUUUAGAGUCUUACCUGAAAUACUACAAUGCAAAGGUCUCAGCUUCAGAGAACUUCAGUUUGCACAAGCUAUGAUAUUCGCUAUUGAAGAAAUAAACAACAGUUCUAAUUUGCUUCCGGGUAUCCAACUUGGCUAUAAGAUUUAUGAUGACUGCAGAGAUAUCCUUUUGGCAAUUAAAGCAGCAAUGACUUUGCUUACUGGGCAUGAUAAAGAACUUAUGAAUGACAGGGCCUGUAUAAAACCAUUGAUUGCUUCAGCUAUUAUAGGGCCUUCUAAUUCAGCAACUACAGUAGCUGUUGCAACAACUCUUGCAUCAUUUAAUAUUCCUUUGAUUGGGCAUGGUGCCACUUGUUCAUGUCUCAGCAAUAAAAAAUUGUUUCCAACAUACUUGCGAACAGUACCAAGUGAUUACUACCAAAGUGUUGCUCUGGCUCAGCUUGUAAAACACUUUGGAUGGAACUGGGUUGGGGCAAUAAGAAAUGAUGAUGACUAUGGAAACUUUGGAAUGGCUACUUUUCUUCAAGCUGCACAGUUUGAAGGUAUUUGUGUAGAAUAUUCAGAGGCCAUUCACAGAACAUACCCAAGGGAAAGAUUUCUCAGACUUAUUGAUAUUAUGAAAAUGUCUUCUUCGAGAGUUAUCAUAGCAUUUCUGACAGGAAAUGUUUUGGAUAUACUGAUAAAAGAAAUGUUUUUGCAGAACAUUACUGGCUUCCAGUGGAUUGGAACAGAUUCAUGGAUUUCUUCAAGAAAUACUGCAAUGUUGCAAUACUACCCAAUUAUGAAGGGAGCAAUUGGACUCGCAGUUAGCAAUUCGUUUUUGUCAGGACUGAAAGAGUUCUUGCAAAGUGUUUCUCCUUCUAUUAUUCCUGGUAACACAGGGAUGAAUGAGUAUUGGGAAUACUUUUUUAAUUGCACAUGGCCUAAACCUGAUGCAAAAGGAACAUCCUCCUUGUGUACUGGACAUGAAAUUUUAAGUGAAGUGAAUAAUCAGUAUACAGAUAUCUCAAACAUCGGAUAUACUAUUAAUGUGUAUAAAGCUGUAUAUGCUAUAGCAUAUUCCCUACACAACCAGCUGGACUGCAGAGUUUUAGAAAAUUCACUUGACAAUGCUACCUGUGUUGAAAAGUUAAAGAAGGCACCUCUGCAGCUUCUACAUUAUCUGAAAAAUGUAAAUUUCACAACAAAAGAAGGAGAAGCCUUUCACUUUGAGGGAAAUGGGGAUCCUGCAUUGAAAGGCAAAACAUAUGACAUCCUAAAUUGGCAAUUUAAUAACGAAGAUGUCCUAGAAUUUGCAACUGUUGGAGCAUACUAUGCAUAUUUAUCAGAAGAACACAGAUUCAAGAUUAAAUAUGAGAGCAUGGUAUUUGCUGGUACUGGAAAUCAGAUUCCCCAGUAUUUGUGUAGCAGAAGCUGCCAGCCUGGCACUCGAAAAGCAACUCAGAAAGGAAGACCAGUCUGUUGCUAUGACUGUAUACCCUGUGCUGAAGGUGAAAUUAGCAACACAUCAGAUGCCAUUGACUGCUUGAGGUGUCUUCCAGAAUACAGAUCAAACAAAGGAAAUGACAAUUGCAUCAUGAAGGAGAUAGAAUACCUGUCUUUUCAAGAAAUUAUGGGAAUAUUGCUUGCCACGUUAUCACUACUGGGAGUAUUUCUUACAGGAUUUGUUAGCUUUGUAUUCUUCAUAAAAAGAAACACACCUAUUGUUAGAGCAAAUAAUUCUGAACUGAGUUUCCUGCUUCUGUUUUCCUUAACCCUUUGUUUUCUUUGUUCCCUCACAUUCAUUGGCGAGCCCUCUGACUGGUCCUGCAUGUUGCGCCACACAGCUUUUGGAAUAGCAUUUGUUUUGUGCAUUUCAUGUAUUCUGGGAAAAACAAUUGUUGUUUUAAUUGCAUUCAGAGCCACGCUACCUGGUAGUAAUGUCAUGAAAUGGUUUGGAGCUCCUCAACAGAGGUUGAGUGUUUGUAGUUUUACUUUGAUUCAAGUUAUCAUAUGUAUUGUUUGGUUGAUGAAAUCCCCUCCUAUACCAUUCAAAAACAUGAAGCACUAUGUAGAUAUAGUCAUACUGGAAUGUGACCUUGGGUCUGUGGCAGCGUUUUCUGCAGUCUUGGGCUACAUAGGAUUUCUUGCUUUAUUUUGCUUUAUUCUUGCUUUUUUAGCUCGCCAUCUGCCUGACAACUUUAAUGAGGCAAAAUUCAUCACAUUUAGCAUGUUAAUAUUUUGUGCAGUUUGGAUCACUUUUAUUCCAGCCUACAUUAGCUCACCUGGAAAGUACACUGUAGCUGUGGAAAUAUUUGCUAUUUUAGCUUCAAGUUUUGGUUUGCUUUUCUGCAUUUUUAUUCCAAAGUGCUAUAUUAUUUUGCUUAAACCAGAACAAAAUACCAAAAAACAUAUUAUGGGUAAACAACAUGAAAAUUAUCUUUAA